GUGGAUCAAUACAGUUAGACUGCGCAUAAGCGCUGAUUUCAAACUACAUUUCCCAGUGUGCAUUCGCGCGGUAGCGCAAGCGCAGAUUGGUUUAUUUAGAAAACGGACAGGCGGAAGCUGGACUCUAAAAUUGGCCGAACUGGAUGGGACUUGGUGUAAUGGAGAGGUGAUGUGCCAGUGAGAGGAGCGAUAAGGUCAAAGCAGCCAUGACCGAGUGCUUCCUGCCACCCAGCAGCAGUCCUGCUGAGCAACGCAGGGCUGAGCACCCAGGGGGAGUGGCCCGCACCCCCAGCUCUGAGGAAAUCAGCCCCACCAAGUUCCCGGGGUUGUACCGCACAGGCGAACCGUCACCGCCUCAUGACGGCCAUCACCAUGAGCCGCCCGAUGUCUACGUCUCGGACGAUGACAAGGAGCACGGCAAGAAGAAGAACAAGUUCAAGAAGAAGGAGAAAAGAACGGAAGGUUACGCUGCCUUCCAGGAGGACAGUUCAGCAGACGAAGCGGAGAGCCCGUCCAAGAUGAAGCGGUCCAAGGGAAUCCAUGUGUUUAAGAAGCCGAGCUUCUCCAAGAAAAAGGAAAAGGACUUUAAGGUAAAGGAGAAGGGCCCCAAAGAGGAGAAGCCCAAGGAUAAGAAAUCUAAGGACCUGACGGCUGCAGACGUGGUCAAACAAUGGAAAGAGAAGAAGAAGAAGAAGAAACCGACAACAGAAGCAGAGCCGGUCCCAGUGGAGGUCCCCACCUUCAGGCCUAUUUUUGGUGCACCUCUGGCUGAAGCCAUAAAGAGGACGAGUCUGUAUGAUGGCAUCCAGCUGCCAGCCAUCUUCAGAGAGUGUGUGGGCUACAUUGAAAAUUAUGGCAUGAAGUGUGAGGGCAUCUACCGGGUUUCAGGUAUGAAAUCCAAGGUGGACGAGCUGAAAGCAUCAUACGACCGUGAAGAAUGCCCCUGCUUAGAGGAGUAUGACCCCCACACAGUUGCCAGUCUCUUAAAGCAGUACCUUCGAGAGCUGCCUGAGAACCUGCUGGCGCGAGAUCUGGCCCAGCGCUUUGAGGACGCCUGUGGUCGGCAGGCGGAGGCAGAGAAGGUAACAGAGUUUCAGAGGCUGCUGGCUGAAGUGGCGCCCGAAAGCAGACUGCUCCUGUCUUGGCUCAUCACACACAUGGACCACGUCAUUGCCCGGGAAGCAGACACCAAAAUGAAUAUUCAGAAUAUCUCCAUCGUCCUCAACCCAACCAUUCAGAUCGGGAAUCGUGUUCUUUACGUGUUCUUCACCCACGUGAGGGAGCUGUUUGGGGACAUAGUCCUGAGGCCAGUGGUGCGGCCACUCCGCUGGUCCAACAUGGCAACAAUGCCGGCGCUGCCAGAGACCCAGGAGAGCAUCAAAGAGGAGAUCCGACGGCAGGAGUUCCUGUUGAACUGCCUGCACAGGGACCUGCAGGCUGGAAUAAAGGACUUGUCCAAAGAGGAGCGACUAUGGGAGGUUCAGCGAAUCUUGACUGCUUUAAAACGCAAACUGAGGGAGGCCAAGCGCCAAGAAUGUGAGAGUAAAAUAGCCCAGGAGAUAGCCAGCCUGUCAAAAGAAGAUGUUUCAAAAGAGGAAAUGACGGAGAAUGAGGAGGAAGUCAUCAACCUCCUCUUAGCACAGGAAAAUGAGAUCCUGACAGAGCAGGAGGAGCUGAUCUCCCUUGAGCAGGUGCUGCGUAGACAGAUAGCUACUGAGAAGGAAGAAAUCGACAGACUGCGGGCUGAGAUCGCAGACAUACAGAGUCGGCAGCAGGGUCGCAGUGAGACAGAGGAGUAUUCGUCUGACAGUGAAAGUGAGAGUGAGGAUGAGGAAGAGCUGCAGAUGAUUUUGGAAGAUUUGCAGAAGCAAAACGAGGAGUUGGAGAACAAAAACACCCACCUGAACCAGGCUAUCCACGAGGAGCAGGAGGCCAUCCUGGAGCUACGUGUCCAGCUCCGCCUGCUGCAGAGCCACAAACUGCAGCAGGAGCUAAACGUGCAGCCGCCGUCUGAACAGGCACCCCCCACCCAGCCGAGCCCAGAGCCCCGCAGCGAGGAGCAAGCCAAGCGCCCCGCGACAGCGGCGGCCGCCGGCACGGACGCGGCUGCCUCGGCCAACGGGAAGACGAGCAAGGAUCCUCCGAAGCCCUCGCCGAGCAAAGACAGGAGAGACGCCAACAUGUGAGGUGUCUAUACCGUUGGUCAGUUGUCCUGUAGCGUCACCCAUCAUCCACUGGAGAUUUUACACUGCUGGAUCACCAGAUUCAUUAGUAAUUGUGUGGCCCACACAGGAGCCAUAGAAAAUCCAUUACACUGUAUUUGGUGGCCAGGUUCAGAAAAACACUGCUUUCCAUUUUCCUGUGCAAAACAUAAAAGACAUUCGCAACAGAAUCUGAGUAGCUGCUGUAGCGACUGUCGUCAACUGUCUUCCUUCCUGUCCUCCUAUCAAAUCUACAGUGCCAAGCCCUAGAAAGGAGGAGAGGUGUGGCACGCAGAGAUUAUAAUGGAAGAAAGAAUUAAUUACAGUACGUUUAUUUUUUACAUUCAAGGCCUUAAGAUGUAAUCACUAGACGCAUUCUCAGUCCCGUCCCCAAAUGGAAAUUUGACACCACUGUGCCAUAAAUGAAGAUGCCAGACUGGACAAGUUUCCCCAGAGAACCACUAAUAUAAACAGCUCUUUAAGUGAUGAAGAAUUGGUUUAUCUAUACAUUAUAUAUUUAAGUAGUAUUCUAGAGAAUAUGGAUGGAUGUUCAGGAAAUUUGAUUUUAAAUGAGUUUUUUAGUAAUAUAUAAAUAUAUGUAUAAAUAUAUUGUAUGUUUUCUUUGAACAGCAUAUGCACAUCAACACAGUGGCGUUGUACUUCACAACUGACCAGUGGAUGCAAGCAAAUAUGCAACAGUGUGUUUUCGCCUCUGGACAAUUUGACAUGGUUGUGUAGUGUUAUCUUCGUGCACACAAACUGGCGUGGAAAUACAACUGCAGCGAUGACCUUGGUCUCCAGAAUGUGUGCACACACACACUGUUGUGCAUUUGCUUGUGUUUUUAACUCUUGAUGUGGGGAAUUAAUAUUCCUGGCAUUCGGUGAGCAAAACAUACAAGUCAGUCAUUUCAAUUCUCAGCUGAUCCAUAACUAUUGUAUGAGUAAAGUCAGUUAAAGUGAUGUUCAAAGAAAGGCAUGUCCUGACUCACCUGUCAUUUCUGUAUACUGUUGUAUGUUUGCAGACAUGCUGUAUUUCCAGCUCUUAUGUUUAGUUAUGUUCUUUUUUUUUAAUUAUAAAUGGGCCUGUAUGACGUCUGCUAGUGGGACUUGGUCUGCUUUGGUCCAAGCAAUUCUAAUCUCAUCAGGACUCAUGAUUCACCGUGUUAUUAAUCCUGUGACUGAAACAGAUAAAUGCUAGAUCGGCUUCAGAAGCUUCUCAUGAGGUUAUUUUCAUAUUGUUCCAAACUUUUGUAGCUUAUUGAUGCAUAAUGCUGUGAAGAAUAAAAUGUCAAUCUUAAUAAUUUA
Betta splendens (Siamese fighting fish) is the source of this 3506-nucleotide messenger RNA. It is a transcript of the gene ralbp1, whose product is annotated as ralA binding protein 1. Gene Ontology annotation, cellular component: membrane. Gene Ontology annotation, molecular function: GTPase activator activity; small GTPase binding. Gene Ontology annotation, biological process: positive regulation of GTPase activity; endocytosis; small GTPase-mediated signal transduction. The record is from RefSeq and is a predicted model, not a curated record. The transcript is spliced from 10 exons. Bases 207 to 2186 code for a protein of 659 amino acids. Lineage: Eukaryota; Metazoa; Chordata; Actinopteri; Anabantiformes; Osphronemidae.